Gymnogyps californianus (California condor) is the source of this 7752-nucleotide messenger RNA. It is a transcript of the gene MEGF10, whose product is annotated as multiple EGF like domains 10. The record is from RefSeq and is a predicted model, not a curated record. The coding region runs from base 76 to 3468 and encodes 1130 amino acids. The transcript has 25 exons. Lineage: Eukaryota; Metazoa; Chordata; Aves; Accipitriformes; Cathartidae. Gene Ontology annotation, molecular function: protein binding.
AGCUCCGGCGCGUGGGACCUAAAGAGCUUUGGCGAUUUUGUUCCUCAGUCACCUGCUAGCCACCUUUUUGGAAAGAUGGUUCUUCAUUUGAACUCCUUUUUUGGCUUGCAUGUCAUAUUGCUGUACCAUUGGAUGGGGACAACUUUAUCUUUGAAUCUGGAAGAUCCCAAUGUGUGUAGCCACUGGGAAAGUUAUUCAGUUACAGUGCAAGAGUCAUAUCCGCAUCCUUUUGAUCAAAUUUACUACACCAGUUGUACUGACAUCCUGAACUGGUUUAAGUGCACACGACACAGGAUCAGUUACCGUACUGCCUACAGACAUGGUGAAAAAACGAUGUACAGGCGUAAAUCCCAGUGCUGCCCUGGAUUUUAUGAAAGCAGGGAAAUGUGUGUCCCUCAUUGUGCUGAUAAAUGUGUCCACGGUCGUUGUAUUGCUCCGAACACCUGUCAGUGUGAGCCUGGCUGGGGAGGACCCAACUGCUCCAGUGCAUGUGACAGUGACCACUGGGGACCUCACUGCAGCAGCCGCUGCCAGUGUAAAAAUGGAGCCUUGUGCAACCCCAUCACUGGAGCCUGCCACUGUGCAUCGGGUUUCAAAGGUUGGCGCUGCGAGGAACGCUGCGAUCAAGGGACAUACGGAAACGAUUGCCAUCAAAAAUGCCAGUGUCAAAAUGGAGCCACCUGCGACCACGUGACUGGAGAGUGCAGAUGUCCUCCUGGAUACACUGGUGCCUUCUGCGAGGACCUCUGUCCCCCCGGGAAGCAUGGGCCGCAGUGUGAGGAGAGGUGCCCAUGCCAGAAUGGAGGCGUCUGUCACCACGUCACCGGGGAGUGUGCCUGCCUACCAGGAUGGAUGGGCAUGGUCUGUGGUCAGCCUUGUCCUGAGGGUCGUUAUGGGAAAAACUGUUCCCAGGAGUGUCAGUGCCACAACGGAGGGACCUGUGACUCAGCGACCGGUCAAUGCCAUUGCAGCCCAGGUUACACAGGGGAACGAUGCCAAGAUGAGUGUCCAGUGGGGACUUACGGAGUGCAGUGUGUUGAGACCUGCAAGUGUAUGAAUGGUGGGAAAUGUUACCAUAUUAGUGGUGCCUGUCUCUGUGAACCAGGAUACACCGGAGAACACUGUGAAACAAGGCUUUGCCCUGAGGGGAUUUAUGGUCUCAAGUGUGAUAAAAAGUGUCCCUGCCACAUGCCCAAUACCUGGAGCUGUCACCCUAUGUCUGGGGAAUGCUCCUGCAAGCCUGGCUGGUCUGGGCUCUACUGCAAUGAGACAUGUUCCCCAGGAUUCUACGGCGAGUCGUGUCAGCAGAUCUGCAGCUGCCAAAACGGUGCUGACUGUGAUAGUGUGACUGGAAAAUGCACCUGUGCCCCUGGAUUUAAGGGUGCUUCUUGUGGUACUCCUUGUCUUCCGGGGACGUACGGAGUAAACUGUUCGUCUGUGUGCAACUGCAAAAACGAAGCCGUCUGUUCACCAGUAGAUGGUUCUUGUGCCUGCAAAGCAGGUUGGCAUGGUGUAGAUUGCUCAAUCAAUUGUCCCAGCGGUACCUGGGGACUUGGCUGUAACUUAACUUGCCAGUGUCUUAAUGGAGGGGCUUGCAAUGCUCUGGAUGGAACCUGUACCUGUGCCCCAGGCUGGAGAGGAGAAAAAUGCGAACUCACUUGCCAGGACGGCACAUAUGGUAUGGAUUGUGCUGAACGCUGUGACUGCAGCCAUGCGGACGGUUGUCAUCCCACCACGGGUUACUGUCGCUGUCUACCGGGAUGGUCAGGCAUUCACUGUGACAGUGUGUGCGCUGAGGGACAGUGGGGUCCAAAUUGCUCGUUGUCUUGUUACUGCAAAAAUGGAGCAUCCUGCUCUCCAGAUGACGGAAUCUGUGAGUGUGCGCCAGGAUACAGAGGCACCACUUGUCAGAGAAUUUGUUCCCCUGGGUUUUAUGGGCACCGCUGCAGCCAGACAUGCCCCCAGUGCGUACACAGCAGUGGUCCCUGCCACCAUAUUACUGGCUUAUGUGACUGCUUACCUGGAUUUACAGGAGCCCUCUGUAAUGAAGUAUGUCCCAGUGGCAGAUUUGGCAAGAACUGCAUUGGAAUAUGCACCUGCACCAAUAAUGGAACGUGUAAUCCUAUUGAUAGAUCCUGUCAGUGUUACCCUGGCUGGAUUGGUAGUGACUGCUCUCAGCCUUGCCCACCUUCCCACUGGGGACCAAACUGCAUCCACACGUGCAACUGCCAUAACGGAGCUUACUGCAGUGCCUACGAUGGGGAGUGCAAAUGUACCCCGGGAUGGACUGGCCUUUACUGUACACAAAGAUGUCCCCUAGGGUUUUACGGGAAGGACUGUGCAUUGAUAUGCCAGUGUCAGAACGGAGCGGACUGUGACCACAUCAGUGGGCAGUGCACCUGCCGCACAGGGUUCAUGGGGAAGCACUGCGAGCAGAAAUGUCCUCAAGGUACAUAUGGGUAUGGAUGCCGGCAGAUAUGUGACUGUUUGAACAACUCAACCUGUGACCACAUCACGGGGACGUGUUACUGCAGCCCGGGCUGGAAAGGGGCUAGGUGUGAUCAAGCUGGUGUAAUUAUAGUGGGAAACUUGAACAGUUUAAGCCGUACCAGUACUGCCAUCCCUGCUGAUUCUUACCAGAUAGGGGCUAUAGCAGGCAUCAUCAUUCUUGUCCUGGUUGUGCUUUUUCUGCUAGUGCUGUUCAUCAUUUACAGACAUAAGCAGAAAGGAAAAGAAACAAAUAUGCCCGCAGUGACCUAUACUCCUGCUAUGAGGGUCAUCAAUGCAGAUUACACCGUUUCAGAAACCAUCCCUCACAGUAAUGGUGGAAAUGCUAACAGUCACUAUUUCUCUAACCCUAGUUAUCAUACUCUAACUCAAUGCACUACCCCACCUCAUGUCAACAACAUGGACAGACUGACCCUGGCAAAGGCAAAAAACAAUCAGCUGUUUGUGAACCUUAAAAAUGUAGAACCUGGAAAACGAGGCACCGUAUUGGACUACACAGGAACACUGCCUGCAGACUGGAAACAUGGUGGCUACCUCAAUGAGCUUGGUGCUUUUGGACUUGAUAGGGGAUAUUUGGGAAAGUCCCUGAAAGAUCUAGUGAAGAACUCAGAAUACAAUUUAAGUAAUUGCUCAUUAAGUAGUUCUGAGAACCCAUACGCUACUAUAAAAGACCCACCAGCUCUUGUACCAAAAAGUUCAGAAUGCGGAUAUGUUGAAAUGAAGUCACCAGCACGCAGGGACUCCCCAUAUGCUGAGAUCGCUGGCUCUGCUUCAGCCAAUAAGAACGUUUAUGAAGUUGAACCUACGGUGAGUGUUGUCCAGGGAGCAUUCAGCAGCAGCGGACGUUUCAGCCAGGAUCCUUAUGAUCUUCCAAAAAACAGCCAUAUUCCAUGUCAUUAUGACUUGCUACCAGUUCGAGAUAGCCCCACAUCCUCUACGAAGGAGGUCAGCAGUGAAUGACCCCAAAAGCUGAUGUAUAGCACAGUAGGACUCUCAAGGGGCAAAGUGGCAUGGUUGUGCUCCUUCCUCUAGUUUACCAUCAUAUUUGGCUCCUAAUCUGUCCAGCAGACAAUUGCUGUACAUUAAACAGAAUCUCAACAUGAGGUUUGUAUUGUGUAUAGAAGUGACAGAUGGACAAAUGCCACAAUCUGGGGAUCCUGAUCAUUCUUUUUUUCAUGGCAGUAAAUUUUAUAGAAACAGGUAUGCAACACAUUUAUACUGUAAUAUACUGGCUUAAAAAUAUUAGUUUGCAGAUCAGUUUUGAUAACAUCCCAUUUCAGCGACUUUAAAUAUAGACUUCAUGUUUGUCAUGUUUCAGAGUAGAAAUACUCCCAGGACAGUGCAAUUUACCAAAUACCACUUUGUACAGGUGAUCUGAUUCACUACUUAUGUAGAAGAAAAACUGCCUUGCCAAAUUUUACCUUCCAUUCUGAUCUUUAGCCAAGACAUAUUAAGAAAGAAGAUCUGUUGGGGAUAAGUAAGCACAAUACUGCAGUUGUUUGGAAAAUCCACCAUCAGGCUUUUUGUCCAUUACUGGUGGUGGGCAUACUUUGCUUGAACAGUUUUGGAGAUAAAAACAUUGCAUACAUCAAUAUUAUAUGAUGCCUCAAGAUCUCUUGGUACUCCAGACCCAGCACCAGUCUUCAACAAAUCUUUUGCUACUGUUCAACUCCAAAUGUUGCAGUUCUGACCACUAUUUCUGCCAUACACAACUAACAAUCCAUAACAUAUCAGUAAUUACUUCAUAAAAUAUGUAAAUUAAAUCAGUUUAUUUUUGUCACCAUGGACUGAUUAUGUAAGGAGUGGACAAAGGUGAUGACUGCUGUAAAUCUUAACUGCAAGGAAAGGUUUACAUUUUAUAAACAGGUAGUAAUAAUGACUGUAAUAUAGGAUAAAAAUAGUAAAGUGUUCUGAUUUUUUUUUCUUAGAAAUAACUAAGCAAUCUCUGUGCAUACUUGCUAAAAAGGCACCUUUUCUUUUUUAUAGUUGAUGUAGGGAAACACAUGCUUAAGCUGGUCUUUUGCAUUGCUAAUAAUGUGACAUGUACCCCCCACUCUUCAUUAACUUGUGUCUCCAUUUUUAUGCUGUGUGUCUGUGUUUCUAGUGAUCUAGCUUGUAAUUGCAAAAAUAUUCUACUGUGUGUCCAUUUCUUACGCAUUUUUGCCAGCUGGCCUUUAUUUUGUCUGGUUAAAGGGACCUCUGGGCAGAGGGAGAGGAUUAAAGUAAGAGUUCAUGUCAUACUGAUGUCUAUCAGAGGUGGUUAGCUAAUACGUAAUAGUUCAACUUAAUGAAUUAAUUGGGGAAAAAAAACCUAAGGUGUUUUUGUCAAGGAUAAUAACAAGAAUGCAGAAGAAAAGUAAAAAACAGUCCCUCUUUAAAGUUUAGCUUAUUCUGUUGACUAUAUGGAUGGAGGCCAUCUUUCUAAAAGGCUCCUUUCUCUCCCUCCAAAACAGUCUGUUAUGAACUGUGCAAUUUGGUGGAAUUUAAAUUUGCUAAGGUAUCCAUCCAUUGAAGCAAAACUGUCCCCCAAACACAUCAGCCUAAAGAUAAAAUGCUUGAUAUAGACUGGACAUUCAGUGCAAAGUUACCUUUAGAAACCUAAAAGUGAUGUGGCAGUAUUACUUCCAGCUGCGGCUGCUGUCAGUGAUGCUACCUGCUAACAUGCUUGUAACGUAACCCCAGCAGGCUUUUCCAACCUGCCCUGGUGGUAACUCUGUAGCUUCUUGUGAAUAGCUUGUCCCCAGGGUUGGUAUAUCCCUGACUGAUGGGGAAAGGAUACAGGCGGUUGCAUCAUAUGGCAUAUAAUGGGAAGCACUAGUCCUCUCUUCUCUCUGUUUUGGGGUCACAUUUUGGCACAUGAGACCUGUGAUAUACUAUGAAGAUGUGAAGGGCAGUCGAUAGGUCAAGAGUUCGGUGUAUGUGCUCUCCAGCUUAGCACAGGGAGUGCGACGACCAUUUUUAUCUUUACAUCUGGACUGCAAUACAGUCUGAAACAAAGAAGUAUCACUAUUGUGACAGCAUUGAUACAUUCCUAAGAAAAUCACAACUAGUUGCCUGGGGAACACUAAAUGCAACAGAGGAUUGACUGGAAGAAAAACUGAAAAAACUUUUGGAAAAUUUUUUUUAAAGGAACCCUAGAGCUGAAAUGGAAAUACAAUUUUCUUUUACUUGUUGUCACUGAAGUGGUGAUAAAUGAGAGAUCUGCAUCUGAAGACAUUGUUGCAGAUGUGCCCGAGCCUGAGAACGUAUAUGCCUGUACAAAGUGCCCCGCAACAUUCUUGGUUCUCGCUAGCCAUGAGCACUGCUGUUUUGCAAUUCCCUGGGCAUUUCUUGUAUAUCCUUGGAAUAAAUAAUUUGAUUAUCUUUAGAUUUUGCAAGUACAGAAAUUAACUACAAGAUUUCAAAAGCCAGUUACUAUUUAAUCCCUCUGUAAGACAAAGUAUUGAUUGGGUUUGUGUGCAUAUAGAUAACAUGUAGAGCUACUGGUAUAUACAUGUGAUUGUACUGUGUGAAACAGACUUUAAAAUAAAACCUUUCUUCUCUGAAGCCAUGAAUAGCAAAUGCUGUAUUUAGCAAUUGUGAGCUCAAAAAAAUUUAUUUUCUUACUCUGUGUAAAAUUUGGAGACCACUAGAUAAAUUAAUCUUCAUAAUAUAAACAGGUUUUUUUAAUAUGAAAAAGUGAAGAGCUGAAUAAAUUAUAUUUGUUUGAAAAUUUCCAGUAUGUCACAUAUCCUCAAGUGAUAUAUUCAGCCAAAUAGUCAUGAAAACAGAUGAGUUUCUGAUAAUUUUGCCUAUUGUGUAUGUUCUAAAUAUACACAUUACCAAAGCCGGCCUUUCUAUAUCUGGGUAAAACUCCUGCUGUGUAGUCAGCAUAAGCAAUGUCUGCAUAUAUCUGAGCCGGAUUUGCAAUACCUAUAGGUCAAGUAAACGACUUGUGAAUUUACUUCAGUGAAUGAUCGUUGCUAGACACUCAGAAAACAGAUUGCCUGCAGGGGUAAUACAUUCUUGUUAAACCAUAGCCGUGUAUCAUUCCAGAGGGAAAAAGCACAUGGGACUUGCAUUAGCAAUCCUGCUGUCUCCUGUACGGCUAGGGCGACUUGCUCUGGAGUACACUCUGCAGUCAAUUUAAGAGACCCCCAGCUCAAUCCUCAUGACUGUCACAUAGCCCUUUUUGUAGAUCCCAGUAUGCUCUUUAGGCAACUUCAAUAUUUCUGAACAUGCAUACUAUAUUGUGGUGGGAAUUUAAUGAGUAAGUUGAUACAAUAAUUUUCAUCUACUCAGAGAACUGGCUUCACCACAGGCAGGAAUGGAAAGAGAUGCCUUGCCUCUAUAGAUUCACAUUACAAAAGUGAGAAACAUAGCAUUGAAAAUGGAGAUAGCUAUCCCCUAGCAACUUAUCCAUUUAAUAAAGUGCAAAAUGCUGCACAAAGUUAAUAGCUGAUUUUAAAGUAAGUAGUGAGUAUAAACUUUAGGUUUUAAAUAAUGUAGGCAUAUUAAUUCUGGUAAUUUAGAAGCAUAAUGAACCUCAAGGCUUUUUACUAUAUCAAAGAUUUUUAAUCACAACACACUGUUACACAUAAAAUUUGUCCUUAUCUUGAUCUACCCAGAGAACUCCCAUUAACUUUAAUUGGAGAUGCACAUGCAGAUUACAGGGGAAAGAAGAUUUCAUUGUACUCCUACUUUGUGCUGAGACAAUCUGCAAAGUCAAGUUAAUAUUGAAGUGAAGUUAGGAUAAAACAAAAUCAAAGCGGGGAAUGUGUUAUUUAAAAUAUAUUGGAUUUUCCAAGUACUGUGACUACAAUUGAAUUUUUUAUUAGAUAUGUGUCCAAAUAAUAAUCCUUAUACUGAAGCUCUAAAGUCCAGACUGAAGAAUACAGAGCUAAUUUGGACAAAAAUGCUUUAUAUUAAAGAUUGUAUAUGUAGUAGUUUAAAUGGCUGAAAACAAAUGGGUGCAUGUCUAUUAAUUACUGUACAGAAAAUCUUGUCAUUUGGUACACUCAUACUAGUGCUAGAGCACUGAACCUAACUCCUCUAUCUUCAGUUUUUUAGCCCACAAGACUUCACUUUGAUAUGAUUGAACUGUAAUAUAUUUUUAAAGAAAAGCUAUCAAGUAUGCCUGGCUUUUUUUCUUAGCUGUAACAAAAGUGUUUUGUUGUGAAAAUAUAUCUAUUUUCCAAAGAUGACUGAUGUUCAUCAUUCUACCCUUCACUACCACUUAUUUCACUUCACAUACCUGUAGGUUAA